Cucumis melo (muskmelon) is the source of this 670-nucleotide messenger RNA. Its product is annotated as 60S ribosomal protein L31. Gene Ontology annotation, biological process: cytoplasmic translation. Gene Ontology annotation, cellular component: cytosolic large ribosomal subunit; ribosome. Gene Ontology annotation, molecular function: structural constituent of ribosome. The coding region runs from base 130 to 492 and encodes 120 amino acids. The transcript has 3 exons. NCBI's taxonomy places the organism in Eukaryota, Viridiplantae, Streptophyta, Magnoliopsida, Cucurbitales, Cucurbitaceae. The record is from RefSeq and is a predicted model, not a curated record.
CUACAUCAAGCCCAAUGGACAACACAUUCAUAAAGGAGCGGAAAUUAGGGUUUUUGUGGCUUCUCAUCUUCACUCAACGCCUGCUUCUUCGCUUCUAACCCUCUUUAAUCGAAGAAGCCGACUGCAGAUAUGGUUGAGAAAACGAAGGGAAGGAAGGAGGAGGUGGUUAGCAGAGAGUACACCAUCAAUCUACACAAGCGUUUGCAUGGCUGUACCUUCAAGAAGAAGGCUCCCAAGGCCAUCAAAGAGAUAAGGAAGUUUGCCGAGAAAGCAAUGGGAACAAAGGAUGUCAGAGUGGACGUGAAACUGAACAAGCAUAUUUGGAGCAGAGGAAUUCGAAGUGUUCCAAGGAGAAUUAGAGUUCGUAUUGCACGCAAGAGGAACGACGAUGAAGAUGCAAAGGAAGAACUGUAUUCUCUUGUUACUGUUGCAGAAAUUCCAGCAGAAGGUUUGAAAGGAUUAGGCACUAAGGUCAUUGAUGAAGAAGAUUGAUCUAUCACACAUAUUAUCUGUUAUUUCCAACUUUUUGGCAAAAAUUUUUGGUGCAAGACUUGUUUGAGUCAGAGUUAUUCUUCAUUGUCCUUGCUUUGGUUCACUUGUUUAUUUUACUUUGAAAUCUUAGCUGAAGCAGCGUUUUGUUAGUUAUAAUAGAACUUGCAAUGCUUUUUAA